AUGAUUUCUCCAAAAUCCAUCAAUUUUCACUUGCUUUUACUAUCUUUCUUUACAUUCUCCAUCUGCAAUUCUACAGCUCUACUUUCAACUAGAGAUACUUUGAAAGUAUAUUAUCCUACUGAUUGUUACAAUACUCUUACUCAAUCUUCCUAUUCUGAAAUCUCAUACUAUUCAUCUGUAUCAACUGUCCAAUCCCAUUUACCACCCGAUUCAUUUGCCUCUAUCAAUUUAUACGAAACAAUCAAAUGGCAUGAUAAUUCAUGGACAGUGACAAUACCCGUAGAUCCAUUCACUGUUACAAUCGGAAUUGGUUAUGAUGCUCCACAGGCAUCUAUUGGAGAUAUUAUUGGUAGUAGUGCUGUAUCGCCGGAUUUUGUUGGGGUAGAAAAUUGUUAUAAGCAAGAAAGACUGGUAAUCUCCAAACCCAACGAGUGGACUGAUUGUUAUGCUGAAUAUGCUAGUGGUGAUGUACUUUCGGAAGUUCGAAUUGGAAAGAGUCUUGAUUACAUUGGUAGUCAUCUGUACCCCACCCCACUACAAAGUUCGAUGCUCCGGGAGAUGAACGACGAAUGA
Botrytis byssoidea is the source of this 573-nucleotide messenger RNA. RefSeq lists its product as uncharacterized. Bases 1 to 573 code for a protein of 190 amino acids. NCBI's taxonomy places the organism in Eukaryota, Fungi, Ascomycota, Leotiomycetes, Helotiales, Sclerotiniaceae. The transcript has 2 exons. The record is from RefSeq and is a predicted model, not a curated record.